AUGUCGCCAGAACUCACGCCAGACGGCGCGGUAUCGGCUCUCGGCACGGCGGCGUCGCAGGAGAACGCGGAGGAGUGCGCGGCAGUGCUGGCGCGGCUGGGCCGGUCCGCGGACAGCCUCCCCCCGGACCUGGCGGACGCGAUUGCGCGCGGGCGCGUGCCCGGGGAGGUGGUGGAGCGGUACGCGGAGAUGGAGAACACAGUGGUGCUGGGGUAUUUGCUGCGGUUCGGCGGGUUUAAGGAGCGGUUGCUGGCAGACGAUCUGUUCAUGACCAAGGUCGCGAUCGAGUGCGGCAUUGGCAUCUGCACCAAGACCUCGGCGGAGUUGGAGAGGCGGCGAGCGGCCUUCUUCCCCGAGUUCGACUUCGUCAUUGCUGACGUGAUCAUGGCGCUGAUAGCGGACUUCAUGCUCGUGUGGCUGCCCGCGCCCACUAUCCCUCUGCACCCCGCGCUCGCCAAGGAGGCCACCGCCCUGCAGAAGUUUCUCGACACCUGCCCUGAUAACGCGUUCCAGGUGCCUGUGCGUGGCACUGAGUACACUCUCCUGCAGCGAUUCAUGGCUGUGCUGAGGAACGGAGCAAAGCUCAUGGUUGUCGGGACAACCGCAUCCCUGUUUGGCUGUGGCAUGACCAACGCGCUCCAAUGGGUGCGCAGGGAGCUUGCUGCUCCCCCGCCCGCUGCUGCUGCAGCCACAAUCCCCUCCCUUGACCUCACCGCUGCUGCCUCUUUCCCUCUCGACUCUUCGGCUGAACUGGCUGCUACCCUAAACCCUGCUGCUGCCAUUGACGCCGCCACGACUGCUGCGUUGGUAUUGGACCCGUCGGUCGCUGCUGAUGUGGCAGCUGCUGUGUCGGCGUCGGCUGCUGAUGUGGCAGCUGCGCUGGCCACGGCUGCUGAGGUGGCAACCGCAGCUGCGGGGACCAUUCCACCGGAUCUGGAGGUGCCUAUUCUCGCUACAAGCUUGGCCUAUGGGUCCUAUGCAGCGAUUUCUGCAAACCUAAGCUACCUCGUCAAGCUUCUGCUGGAUCGCGGGUAUAAUGUUCGCGGAACAGUUAGGGACGCGACCAAUGAGGACAAGACGUCAUGGAUUCGCGAUCUCGCAGAGGGCACUCCAGGCAAACUUGAGCUCUUUUCAGCCGACCUGGGCAAGCCUGGGAGCUUCGACGAGGCCGUUGAAGGAUGCGAGUUUGUGUGUCAUGUUGCCUCUCUUGUUCGGCUUAGUGUGCCGAAUCCGCAGACUGUUGUGGAUGCAGCUUUGGAGGGCACGAAAAAUGUGUUCUCUUCCAUCCUCAAGCACAAAACUGCCAAGUAA
Closterium sp. Naga37s-1 is the source of this 1311-nucleotide messenger RNA. The record is from the annotation of a GenBank genome assembly. Lineage: Eukaryota; Viridiplantae; Streptophyta; Zygnematophyceae; Desmidiales; Closteriaceae.